GCUUGUUUGCCUGGUUGGUUCGUUGUUGGUCUUACUAACCCAAAAAAUCCAAUUCGUGUAUUUUAAUAUUCUUCAUCAGCUCCAAUCAUUGCAAUUGAAGUGAACAACAAAAACUAUCCUAAAUACAUAAUAACAUAAAUUAAGCAAAAACUAAAGCUACGACGGACAUCAAUAAGGAAAAUACUGAGAAAAAUUGUGCAUACGGUUAGUCAAGAGAAUUAUUAAUCGAAAGCGAUGACGACGGACAUUUCAAUUGUUCGAUGGGAUCCCAGUCAGGGACCCGGCAACGAAUAUAUCGAUGAAUAUGAAUAUGAUGGCGGUAAUUCCAGUUCGAGACUGUUUGAGCGUUCGCGUAUUAAGGCACUCGCUGAGGAACGUGAAAGUGUACAAAAGAAAACCUUUACCAAAUGGGUUAAUUCACAUUUGUGUCGUGUCAACUGCAGAAUAACUGAUCUCUAUGUGGAUAUGCGCGACGGUAAGCAUUUAAUCAAAUUGCUGGAAGUCUUAUCCGGCGAAAGACUGCCUAAACCUACGAAGGGUAAAAUGAGGAUCCAUUGUUUGGAAAAUGUUGAUAAAGCAUUGCAAUUUUUGCGAGAACAACGUGUACAUCUCGAGAAUAUCGGUUCACAUGAUAUUGUCGAUGGUAAUGCAUCACUUAAUCUAGGCCUAAUAUGGACUAUCAUUCUAAGAUUCCAGAUACAAGAUAUAACCAUUGAAGAAGUAGACAAUAAGGAAACGAAAUCAGCUAAGGAUGCUUUACUACUGUGGUGUCAAAUGAAAACAGCUGGUUAUCAUAAUGUCAAUGUGCGUAAUUUUACAACAUCGUGGCGUGACGGUUUGGCAUUCAAUGCCAUCAUUCAUAAGCAUCGCCCCGAUUUAGUACAAUUUGAAAAAUUGUCUAAAGCAAAUCCCAUUUAUAAUUUGAAUAAUGCUUUUGACGUGGCCGAAGAUAAACUUGGCUUAGCCAAGUUACUGGAUGCUGAGGAUGUCUUUGUAGAGCAUCCGGAUGAAAAAUCGAUCAUAACUUAUGUUGUUACCUAUUAUCACUAUUUUAGCAAACUUAAACAGGAAACCGUUCAGGGUAAACGCAUUGGUAAAGUUGUUGGUAUAGCGAUGGAAAAUGAAAAAAUGAUCAAAGACUAUGAACACUUUACCAGCGAUUUACUUAAGUGGAUUGAGACUACCAUUCAAGCAUUGGGAGAACGUGUUUUUGAAAACUCUUUAGUCGGUGUCCAGGGCCAAUUGGCUCAAUUCUCUAAUUAUAGAACAAUUGAGAAACCGCCCAAAUUUGUGGAAAAGGGUAAUCUGGAGGUACUUUUAUUUACGUUACAGUCAAAAAUGCGAGCCAACAAUCAAAAGCCGUAUACGCCUAAAGAAGGCAAAAUGAUUUCAGAUAUUAACAAAGCUUGGGAACGUUUAGAAAAGGCCGAACAUGAACGUGAAUUGGCCUUGCGCGAAGAAUUGAUACGUCAAGAAAAACUAGAGCAGCUCGCCGCGCGAUUUGAUCGCAAAGCGUCUAUGCGCGAGACAUGGCUAUCAGAAAAUCAACGUUUGGUAAGUCAAGAUAAUUUCGGAUUUGAUUUGGCUGCCGUCGAAGCUGCGGCCAAGAAACACGAAGCCAUCGAGACCGAUAUAUUCGCCUACGAGGAACGAGUUCAAGCUGUAGUGGCAGUAUGUGACGAAUUAGAGUCGGAACGUUAUCACGACGUUAAACGUAUACUGUUGCGCAAAGAAAACGUUAUGCGUUUAUGGAAUUAUUUAUUGGAACUUUUACGUGCGCGUCGCAUGCGUCUAGAAAUUUCAUUGCAAUUGCAGCAAAACUUCCAAGAGAUGCUCUAUAUAUUGGACAAUAUGGAAGAAAUCAAGCAGUUACUGCUUACCGACGAUUACGGCAAACAUUUAAUGGGUGUAGAAGAUCUUUUGCAGAAGCAUUCAUUAGUCGAAGCUGAUAUCAAUAUAUUAGGCGAGCGAGUCAAGGUGGUUGUGCAAAAUUCGCAGAAAUUCCUUAGUGACGAUCCUGAUUCAUAUAAACCUUGUGAUCCGGAGAUUAUUGUUAGUCGGGUGCAGCAACUUGAGGAUGCCUAUGCCGAAUUAGUGCGCUUAGCUGUUGAACGUCGCAGCCGUUUAGAAGAAAGCCGCAAAUUGUGGCAAUUCUAUUGGGAUACAGCCGACGAAGAAAACUGGAUUAAAGAGAAAGAACAAAUUGUAUCUACAGAUGACAUUGGUCACGAUUUGACUACGGUCAACUUGCUUUUAAGUAAGCACAAAGCUCUUGAAUCCGAGAUUAAUUCUCAUGAUCCUCAAUUACAAAAUGUGGCUAAGGUUGGUGCUGAACUCAUCACCGAAGGUCACUUCGGAGCUGAUCGUAUCAAGGAUCGUCUAAAAGAAAUUCUGUCAAAAUGGGAUCAUCUCUUGGACCUUCACAAAUAUAGACGUCAACGUUUAGAAAACGCUGUUGAAUACUUCCAAUUGUUUGCUGACGCCGAUGACAUUGACAACUGGAUGUUGGAUACGUUACGUAUUGUUUCCAGUGAAGAUGUUGGACGCGACGAAGCUAAUGUUCAGUCUCUACUCAAGAAACACAAAGAUGUCGCUGAUGAGCUUAAAAACUACGCCGAAAAUAUUGAUGCUUUACACAAACAGGCCGAGAGUCUCAAACUUAAUGAUGCCGAAAAAGCUAAUGUCGACAAACGCCUGGAAGCUAUCGAUACGCGUUAUAAAGAACUUUCUGAAUUGGCUAAAUUGCGUAAGCAACGUCUUUUGGAUGCUCUCAGUUUAUACAAACUAAAAUCGGAAGCAGAUGGUGUUGAACAGUGGAUUAAGGAAAAAACCAAAAUGCUUGACACCAUGAUACCCGGCAAAGAUAUUGAGGAUGUUGAAAUUAUGAAACAUCGUUUUGAAGGCUUCGAUAAGGAGAUGAAUGCUAAUGCGUCUCGGGUAGCCGUCGUUAACCAACUGGCCAGACAACUAUUGCAUGUAGAACAUCCCAAUUCUGAUGAGAUUCUGGAGCGUCAAAAUCAUCUUAACGAAGAGUGGUCUGCUUUGCGCGAGAAGGCUGAGGCUAAAAUGGACGAACUUAAAUCCGCCCAUGGCGUCCAAACGUUCUACAUUGAAUGUCGUGAAACUAUUUCUUGGAUUGAAGAUAAAAAACGCAUACUCACAGAAACUGAUAGCUUGGAAAUGGAUUUGACCGGUGUCAUGACAUUGCAAAGACGUCUCAGCGGAAUGGAACGUGAUCUGGCUGCCAUUCAAGCCAAACUUUCCAGCCUGGGCAAAGAAGCUGACAGUAUUGAAUCCGAACAUCCGGAGGAAGCUCAAAUUAUACGCGAUCGUAUUGCUCAAAUUGAACUGAUUUGGGAGCAGUUAACUCAAAUGUUGAAAGAACGUGAUUCUAAGCUGGAAGAAGCCGGCGAUUUGCAUAGAUUUUUGCGCGAUUUGGAUCAUUUCCAGACUUGGUUGACGAAGACGCAAACCGAUGUUGCUUCCGAGGAUACGCCCACUUCAUUGCCCGAAGCCGAGCAAUUGCUUAAUCAGCACCAGUCUAUACGCGAAGAGAUCGACAACUACACAGAAGAUUAUAAGAACAUGAUGGAAUACGGUGAACGUUUAACAUCCGACUCAAACACUACAGACGAUCCACAAUACAUGUUCUUGCGCGAGCGUUUGAAGGCUCUUAAAGAUGGCUGGGAAGAAUUACAUCAGAUGUGGGAGAACCGACAAGUUUUGUUAUCUCAAAGCCUUGAUCAGCAAUUGUUUAACAGAGAUGCUCGUCAAACCGAAGUUCUUCUUAGCCAACAAGAACACUUCCUCAGUAAAGAUGAUACUCCAAUGAAUUUGGAACAAGCUGAAAAUCAACUCAAACGGCACGAGGCUUUCUUAACCACCAUGGAGGCUAACGAUGACAAAAUCAAUACUCUGUUGCAAGUCGCCGACACUUUGGUUGAAAAAGAACACUUUGACGCCGAAAAAAUUGGUAAACGUGCCGAAAAUAUUGCAAGUCGUCGUGAUGAUAAUCGCAGGAGAGCUUUAGAGCAACACGAGAAAUUGAAGAACCAAGUUAAAUUACAUGAAUUUUUACAAGAUUUGGAUGAGUUAGCCGAAUGGGUUCAAGAGAAAUAUGCUACCUCACAGGAUGAAACAUAUAGAAGCGCUAAAACCAUUCACUCCAAAUGGACAAGGCAUCAGGCUUUUGAAGCGGAGAUCGCUGCCAAUAAAGAACGAUUGUUCGAAGCCGAAAAGGCCGCCGAAGAAUUAUCAAGGGAAAAGCCUGAGUUUAAAGACGUUAUUCAACCAAAAUUGAAAGAGUUAGGUAAACAAUUUGAAGAUUUGGAAGUACACACAAAGGAGAAAGGGGCCAUGUUGUUUGACGCUAACCGCGAAGUUUUAGUGCAACAGACCUGCGAUGAUAUUGAUUCUUAUAUUACUGAAUUAGAAAAACAAAUUGUUAGCGCCGAUACGGGUAACGACUUGACGUCCGUGAAUAUAUUGAUGCAAAAGCAGCAAGUCAUUCACAGUCAAAUGGCGGUAAAAGCUCGACAGGUAGAGGAAAUCGACAAGCAGACGGAAUAUUUAAAAACCACUGUUCCAGAGGAGAAAAUCGAGCCGAUUGUUACCAAAAAGACCGCGGUUCUCGAUCGUUUCGAGAAGAUCAAGGCGCCUUUACUAGAGCGCCAAAAGCAGCUGGAAAAAAAGAAAGAAGCCUUCCAAUUCUGUCGAGAUGUUGAAGAUGAGAAGUUAUGGAUUAACGAAAAAUUGCCGGUCGCUAAUUCAAGAGAAUAUGGCAACUCUCUGUUUAAUGUACAUGUAUUGAAGAAGAAGAAUCAAUCUUUAGCCACCGAAAUCGACAACCAUGAGCCACGUAUUAACGCUAUCUGCAAUAACGGCCGCAAACUCAUCGAUGAGGGCCAUGAAGACGCCAAAAAGUUCGAAGCUCUCAUUAGUGAUUUGACACAGAAAUGGCAAGAAUUGAAAGACGCUGUCGAUAAUCGUAAGAAACACUUAUUAGAAUCCGAGAAAGUUCAGCAGUACUUUUUCGAUGCUCAGGAAGCUGAAUCAUGGAUGAGCGAACAAGAGCUCUACAUGAUGGUGGAGGAUCGGGGCAAAGACGAGGUCAGCGCCCAAAAUUUAAUGAAAAAACACGAGAAUCUGGAGCAAUCCAUUGAAGAUUAUGCGAAUACUAUACGCCAACUAGGUGAAGUCGCGCGACAAUUCAACGUUGAUGACAUUUCAAGUGGCGAUGCGGUUGCGGUUAAACAAUCGCAAUUGGAUAAAUUGUAUGCUGGCCUAAAGGAUUUGGCAGGAGAGCGUCGUGCUCGUCUUAACGAAGCAUUGCAAUUAUUUAUGCUUAGUCGUGAAGUAGACGACUUGGAUACCUGGAUCACAGAUCGUGAAGUUGUAGCUGGUUCUCAGGAGUUGGGACAAGAUUACGAUCACGUUACAUUACUCUCUGAGCGCUUUAGUGAGUUUGCACGCGAUACAGAAGCCGUGGGCGGUGAACGUGUAGCCAAGGUAAACAACAUUGCUGACAAUUUAAUUCAGGCUGGCCAUUCCGAUUCUGCAACAAUUGCAGAAUGGAAGGAUAAUUUAAACGAAUCUUGGCAAGAUCUUUUAGAACUGAUUGAAACACGCACACAAAUGCUUGCCGCCUCACGCGAAUUGCACAAAUUCUUCCACGACUGCAAAGAUGUGUUGAGUCGCAUUAUUGAAAAGCAACAUGGCGUUUCGGAUGAAUUAGGCCGCGAUGCCGGUUCCGUUUCAACUUUACAGCGCAAACAUUAUAAUUUUAUGCAGGACCUGACCACACUUUACGCCCAAGUACAACAAAUACAAGACGAAUCUGCCAAAUUGCAAGAUUCCUACGCCGGCGAUAAGGCUAAGGAAAUAACCAAUCGGGAACAAGAAGUAUUACACGCCUGGGCGAAUUUACAGGCGAUGUGCGAUGCACGCAAACAAAAAUUGGCAGACACCGGUGAUCUAUUCCGCUUCUUCAAUAUGGUACGCAUAUUGAUGAUCUGGAUGGAGGACUUAGUGCGUCAAAUGAACACUUCUGAAAAACCACGUGAUGUGUCUGGCGUCGAAUUGUUAAUGAACAAUCAUCAAAGCCUGAAAGCGGAAAUUGAUACGCGUGAAGACAAUUUCACGGCUUGCAUAUCAUUGGGUAAAGAAUUAUUGACUCGCAAUCAUUAUGCUUCAGCCGACAUCAAAGACAAACUUCUACAAUUAAACAAUAGUCGAAAUGGUUUAUUGAGAAGGUGGGAAGAACGUUGGGAGAAUUUACAAUUAAUUUUGGAAGUAUAUCAAUUCGCUAGAGAUGCUGCCGUCGCUGAAGCUUGGUUAAUAGCACAAGAACCAUACUUGUUGUCUUCUGAAUUAGGUCAUACCAUAGAUGAAGUUGAAAAUCUAAUUAAGAAGCAUGAAGCGUUUGAAAAGUCUGCUGCCGCCCAAGAGGAGCGUUUCAGUGCACUUGAGCGUUUAACAACAUUUGAGCUUAAAGAAAUGAAAAGACGCCAAGAAUUGGCCGAAGAAGCAGAACGUCAACGCAUUAAAGAAGAAAUGGAAGCAAAGGCCGCAGCCGAAGCAGCAGAGGCGGCUAAACGUGAAGCUGAAAGACGUGAUGUUGUUGAUGUUGCAGCUGCCGAAGAAUCAGCUGCUGUUAUUGAUACAGCAAUUGAGAUCGAACGUACUGCAGAAACUCAAACAGAACGCUCUGCCGCUGCUGGUGGAGAAGGUCAUGAAGGCUACUUGACAAGAAAACACGAAUGGGAAUCUACCACCAAGAAAGCUAGCAACAGAUCCUGGGAUAAGGUUUAUACAGUGGCUCGAGGUGGACGUCUGUCUUUCUUUAAAGAUCAAAAGGGUUAUAAGAGUAAUCCUGAAUUGACCUUCCGCUCAGAACCGGUUUAUGAUUUGCAAGGAGCUGCCGUUGAAGUUGCUAGUGAUUACACUAAGAAAAAGCAUGUCCUUAGAGUAAAACUUUUGAAUGGCGGCGAAUUUUUAUUACAAGCUCACGAUGAUAAUGAAAUGUCCCAAUGGGUCGCCGCUCUUAAAAUUCAAAGUGAUUCGGCUGCUGUUGCUGAAAGCCGAUCACAGACAUUGCCAGCCACUUCGCAAAAGGAUGAACCAAAGCGCAGAUCAUUUUUUACUUUAAAGAAAAAAUAAAGAAUUAAACAAAUAGAGACGAGAUAUCUUCUAAUUGAAAGAACGGAAAAGCUUACAAAACAUUUAAAAAUUAAUUAAUAUUUAAAAAAAGAAAAACCGUAUAUUUAAAAGGGGAAAAACCAGAAAAU
Molecule: messenger RNA, 7286 nt
Organism: Glossina fuscipes
Lineage: Eukaryota; Metazoa; Arthropoda; Insecta; Diptera; Glossinidae
Gene: beta-Spec
Product: spectrin beta chain
Exons: 9
Coding region: 235-7158 (2307 amino acids)
Biological process (GO): actin cytoskeleton organization; neuron development
Cellular component (GO): plasma membrane; spectrin; cell projection
Molecular function (GO): phospholipid binding; structural constituent of cytoskeleton; actin filament binding
Source: RefSeq, a predicted model, not a curated record